Messenger RNA from Bolinopsis microptera, 773 nucleotides. Its product is annotated as 5-formyltetrahydrofolate cyclo-ligase-like. Gene Ontology annotation, biological process: folic acid-containing compound biosynthetic process; tetrahydrofolate interconversion. Gene Ontology annotation, molecular function: 5-formyltetrahydrofolate cyclo-ligase activity. The coding region runs from base 9 to 596 and encodes 195 amino acids. The record is from RefSeq and is a predicted model, not a curated record. The transcript has 4 exons. NCBI's taxonomy places the organism in Eukaryota, Metazoa, Ctenophora, Tentaculata, Lobata, Bolinopsidae. Gene Ontology annotation, cellular component: mitochondrion.
UAGGGGGAAUGUCAUGUGCGAUAUUUGCUGCCAAAAAGUUACUGAGAAAACAGCUGAAAGACCGGCUCAGACAAAUGACAGAAGCUGACAAAGCAAAGGAAAGCAGUAUCGUCGCCGGAAAAGUUCUUGCGAGUGAGAAAUACAGCAGUUGUCAGAAUAUUUGUGUAUAUGUCUCUAUGUCAGAGGAAGUGUGUACACGUGCGAUAAUAACGAGCAUUCUGGAAACAAAAAAGAGUCUGUUUGUCCCCUACUUUAACAAAGAGGAGAUGGUUAUGGUUAAAAUCAAAGAUUUAGAGGACUAUACGUCUCUUCCUCUGGAUACUUAUGGGGUGAGGCAGCCGACUGAUUAUAAAGUGAGAGAACAUGCUAUUAGUACAACUGGACUAGAUCUCAUCCUCUGUCCUGGUCUUGGCUUCACUAAGGAAGGACUACGAAUAGGAAGAGGUAAAGGUUACUAUGACAACUACCUCACAAAGUACGAGAGUAGGUGGGGUAAGCAGCCGUACACUAUUGCUCUGGCGUACAGUGUACAGAUGUUGGAUAAUGUUCCAACCACUGACUCGGAUAGGACACUGGACCAAGUGAUAUUUGUUUAAAGAAACAGAUAAACUGUGAUUUGGCUAUUUCAGCUUUUCAGAUACUUUUUAAAAGAUUUCUAUAUUUUUUCAGACAUUUUUAUUCGGUUUUGAGACAAUUUGUAUGAUAUGAUUUGCAAUUUUUUAAAUUCCACUAUACUAAAUACCUUUGCUUUUUAAGAUUAUGGUGUUUUGACC